AUGGGCUACCUCAACCUAAGCGCUAUGGCCGAGUCCGGGGAGCAGACGAUGGGCUUAUCCCAAAGACUCAGUUUCCAAAGCUUUCUGCAUGCUGCGACAAGCAUCUCGGCCUCGAAUCCCGUCCUUCCCGUGGCACAAAAUCCAAGUAUUGCCGGUCCUCUUGCAGACUUUCACCGGGGUCUUCUUCGCCAAGGCAUCAGCCUGUCAAAUGUCGAGACUCAGCUUCCACUGGAAAGAUUUCUGGACGUAUCCGCGCUGAGAUGGCCGUUCCUGGACAGGGAAUCACUUGUGGCAGAUCACCAAAGCGUUCUGAAAAGCCAUGAGCAAGGGACUAUUGCUGAGCUCGUUGACAGGGAACCUGAAAAAGCUGUGCUCGUCUACCUUGCUGUUGCCACAGGCAUUUUGCAGUCACCACAUUACCGUUACAGGGAGACAUUUGCUACAAACUUAGCACUGACUGCUUUACAGCUGAUGCCUAAAGUACUGGCACAAUGCGGCAACCUGUCAAUCGUGCAAUGUUUGACCGCGCUCGCAAUUUAUUCACUUUUCAGUCCUCUCGGGGGAUCCACAUGGCAUUUGACUGGCUUGGCUAUGACGAGAUGCAUAUCCUCUGGACUGCACAUUGUUAAGCCAUUGGACACCCCUCCGCUAGGCUCUCAGAGGCUAGAGGAAAACAGACUCUUCUGGACUCUCUACAUUUUGGAUAGGUCGAUCUCUACUGCUUUGGAUAGACCGUUCUGUUUACAAGACGAAGAUAUCACCGCUCCGCUACCAGCAGACGCAACAACAGCUGGGGGAAGCAACGUCUUUGAGCCGUUCACACACUACACCAUCCACCACGCGCAGAUGAUCUCCGAUAUCCGUAGAAAUCCAGAGAGAGGUGCGCUCUUCCACACCAGCAACUUUCAUCACUGGAGAGACAGUGUGCCGCGACUACCGUCCGAUUCAGAGUGUGAGCCCUGGCUGGUGGAGUACACAAUCGCGUACUCAACUCAGCUUCGCUGCCAGGCCAUGCUUCAUGUGAUGCAGAUGCCAGGCUCAGAAAUUGAGGUGGGCGCCCUGAACAUACUGGCGAAUGAAGCAAAAGACGACUUCUGCACCUUCCUCUGUGCUCUUCAUCGCCGUUCCAAGGCGCAAGAUUUCGCAUUGACUGCGUUCGACGCCCUUGAUGCCUUUGCCGUUGGUGUUGCGCUGAUUGCAAUCGCGGCAAGGGUAGAUCACCGAAGCAUGUCAGUGAUGAAGAUGAUGAGCAAGGGUUCGGCCUUCAGGCUGUCCGUUGAGCUUCUCAUGGUCACCUCCGAGCGGUUCACAGCGAUCAGAUGCCUGGAGGACAUUUUGUGGGCUUUCCUGCAGGCGGCUACGGCGAAGGCAGACUGUGGCAAUCCCAACCAGAAUCAUGAAUGGUCGCAGCUGGAAACACUCAUCUCCAACUCCUCGAUGCCCCUGCCCGGACGACUGAAGGCGCUAAUGCGGGGUGUGCUGCGAUGA
This is a messenger RNA of Coniosporium apollinis CBS 100218, 1488 nucleotides long. RefSeq lists its product as uncharacterized. The record is from RefSeq and is a predicted model, not a curated record. Gene Ontology annotation, biological process: positive regulation of transcription by RNA polymerase II; DNA-templated transcription. Bases 1 to 1488 code for a protein of 495 amino acids. The transcript is spliced from 3 exons. Lineage: Eukaryota; Fungi; Ascomycota; Dothideomycetes. Gene Ontology annotation, molecular function: zinc ion binding; DNA-binding transcription factor activity, RNA polymerase II-specific; sequence-specific DNA binding.